AUGGCGGCAUCGGAGAAAUUAGCUGAAUUGAUCCAAGAUGUCUAUUCAUAUUUUGGUAGCGAGUACAAGCAAAAGUUGCUUUUCGUGCCCGACGCCGAUAACAAACCUGACGUGCACGAAAUAUCGGAAGCUGUGCUAUUUCGUUUUUUAUUGAAUGAAGAAACUUUGAAAGAAUUCAAAGGAUCUGAAGUUAUAAUAUCUGACAAGCUAGACGUUUUAAAAGACAUAGACAAGAAUUCGAAAAUCGCUGAAUUCGAAACCCACAAAAGCAGCAUGGACAUGAUAACAAAUUUAAAAGGACGUCUCGUUCACGUUUUCAUCGUCUUCAAAUCGACAAGUGAAACAGACGGAGACUAUUGGUGGUCACUAGAAAAGGGCGUGGAAUACAUCUUCUUGCAACGAUCCCGCAACAAAGAAAACGUCAAGGACAAGUGGAAUGGUGUUCCGCGAAAUGAAGUUGAGCCCAUUGUUGAAAAUUUGAAAGGAAAAGGUACGAUUAAAGAUCUUUUCGCUGUACUUUGGGCCCAAAAGAUGAUUCCAGAAAAGUACAACAUCUUGAACUCAAACUGCCAGUCUUUCGUCACUUUCGUCAGUCAACAAAUGACUCAAGAAGAAUACGAAUACAAGGGUAUUAUGAUCCCAAAGUUCUCGUUCUCUCCUCCUCGUGGAAGUGGCCGGGACAAAAAAAUGUUGGAUUUAAUCAACAUCCUAAGGGGGAGUUCUGAUUGGCCCCCUUUAUUUAUUGUAAUUCAAAUGGAAAAUGCCGAUCUGGUUGAUAAAAUGAUCGACAGUGGCAAGUACGACAUCAACGCCUUCUACGAUAAACUUACUCCGCUCCACUUUGCGAUCAUGUUUUCGAAAACCAAAAUGGUUCAACAUCUUCUAAAACAUCCAAUGAAUGCCGACCCAACGACGCACAAUGCUUCCAGGAAGAACGUUCUUCAUUUGGCGACCAUGUACACAACGAAAGCAGAAAUCUUCGAUUUGCUACUGACUCAUCUCAAAGUCAAGGUGGACGAUGUAGACGAAGAAGGACGAACUGCUCUCCAUUCGGCCGCUCGUGUAUCUAACGUCGUCGCUGUUCGAAAAUUAAUCGAAAACGGAGCCAAUCCCAACAUAAUCGACAACAACAGGAUGUCUCCUCUUCACGUGGCAGCACAGGAAAGAGACAGUAAUGCUAUCAUCGAUCUUCUCCUGGAAGCUAAAAAAGUCAAAGGACUGGGCGAUGUCAACGAUCGAAAUGAACGAGGAGAAACUGCACUCCAUUACGCCGCCAUAGCAUCCAAUGAAAUCAAGGCCGAGCAUUUGAUCAGACAUGGCGCAGAUCCCAAUUGUCGAAACAAUUAUGGCCAUACUCCACUUCACAUGGCUGCAGUCUGUGCAGAGAAUUUGAAAAUCAUCUACUUGUUAUUACUGAAAAUUAAAAAAGAAGAUAUUGGACAGUAUAUAAACGACAAACAACUUAUCCUUAACGCCAUGCGUAACGUGCACGGGCUAUCUGCAGAAAUAGGAGUUCGGUUAUUGGAAAAGGGCAUAAUAACUCCGAGUAAGCCUAUAGUUGAUAAGGCAACAGGCGUUAAUACUCGCCGUUUUGUAGACAAAGGCGCCCAUCCCUCAACUGAUUUGCUUGGAUUUUAUCACAAUCGCAUAGCGGAGGCCGAGAAUCCGCCGGAAAUUGAUGAAAUUCUUAGAGAACACAAACUUGAUAUCAACGGCCACGAUCAAAAUGGGCUAACUCUUCUUUUAGUUGCAAUCCUCGCCAAUGACGUGGAGAUGGCUCGAUGCUUGCUGGAAAAAGGAGCCGAUCCCGCCAUACGUUACAAAAAUUUCUUGACUCCAUUUCAUCUGGCAUCGGCUAUUGCUGAAGAUUGCGAUAUUCUCAAUUUACUUCUAGCAAACGAAAGAGUUGACAUCAAUGAAACGGCACCUACAUCUGGAAUGACUGCCCUCCAUCUGUCAACUUAUUUUUCCAACUUGAUUGCCGUUUGCUUCCUCUUAUCAAAUGGAGCUAACCCCAACGUCGCUGAUAAAGAUGGAGCCACUCCACUUCAUUGGGCGGCAUGGUAUGCCACAGACAUGGAAAUUGUCCAACUACUCAUCAAUCACCAAGCCACGAAUGUCUACUGUAUAGACAAAGGCGGAUGUAGUGCGCUAGAUUACGCAAGGGAAAACAAGAGACGAGGGAUGGGGGAAGGAAUUGCCAAUCUGUUGAGAGAAAAAGGCGCCGUCGAAACCGAAAACGAACUGCCCAAAGGAAGCAAUGAAAUCUUAAAAAAACAUAUGCGUGUUUACAGCAAUCGAAUGUCCGACGAAGCUGAAACAUUUUUAAGCGACGAUACAAUAUCAACUGGGGAAAAAUUCGAUAGAAUUUUUAAGGAAUCUUUGAUUUCAGCUAUCAAAGAUUCAGACGUAGAAAGCGUUAGUCUCCUAUUGAAAAAUGGAGCAAGUGCCCAGACAUGGGGAGAAAUAGGAGAGAAAGCGCUUCAUUGGGCAGCAGCUUAUGCAAAGACGACGGAUGUCAUCGACGCCAUUCUGAAAACGGGUGAAUUCGACAUCAACGGAGUGGACAAUAAUGGAUGGACACCACUCCAUUGCGCAAUUACGACCGAAAACAUGACUACUGCUCGCUACUUGCUGGAAAAGGGAGCCGAUCCCAAUAUUGCCAACAAGAACGGAGUCACCCCACUUCACUUUGCGGCCACUCGUGCAAAAGAAAUUGAAACAAUCAAUCUACUCCUGGAAAAUGAACUAGUCGAUAUCAAUCAGAUUGACAAAGAUGGAUGGACAGCUCUUCAUUACGCAAUCAAGGGCAAAAACGUGCAGAUGGUUCGCUAUUUACUGGAAAAAGGAGCCGAUCCCACCAUCUUUGACAACGAUGGCUUCACUCCAUUUCAUUUGGCAGCACUAAUUCUAACAGAUUCCGCUGUUCUCGGUCUCAUGCUGUUGGGAAACGAAAAAAAGAUUGAGAUUGACGAAAGAAACAAAAAUGGACACACUGCCCUCCAUCUGGUAAUUAUGUCACAUAACGUGGAUGCCGCUGACUUCCUGUUAUCUAACGGAGCCAAUCCAAACGCUGCUAAUCAACACGGGUUCACUCCACUUCAUUUUGCAGUCUAUUUUGCAAGCGAUAUGGACAUUGUCAAACUACUCGUCAAUCACAAAGACACGAAUGUCAACUAUUUAGACAACAAAGGAAACGAUGCGCUACAUUACGCAAUGAUCAACGGGCACGGGUGCGGCAGGGCAAUUGCUAAACUUUUGAAACGAAAAGGAGUCGUGGAAGAAAUAAUAGGUCAAGACGAUUUGCUUGACGAAUGUAAAGGGGGAGAUGGCAACAACGACAGUAUGGUCAAGGAAGUUCCAAACGAGGCAAUCGUACAUCCAGAUGUAGAAUUGCAUCGCAUACUGAUUGAAAUUGGAAUAGAUGCUUGCAAAACGACGCCGUUAUUGAAAGUAGGAGGGGGAAUAAAUAAUCUUCAUCACGUUUUAUCGAGUUGUUUAAAGGUGUGGGAAUCGAUUAAUAUAAACGCGAUCGAAAUACUUGACGUCAUUCUGGCAAGUGCUGGCGAGUUCGACAUCAAUAUUCGAGACGAAGAAGGCAUGACACCUCUUCAUUACGCAAUAACUGAAAAUACCGUGGAGAUGGUUCGCUACUUGCUGAAAAAAGGAGCCGAUCCCACCAUACGCAACAAUGAGGGCAACAAUUCAUUUCAUUUAGCAGUACUAUUUCUAACGGACACCGAUGUUCUCGAUCUCAUGUUGGGAAACGAAAACAAGAUUGAGAUUGACGAAAGGAACAAAAAAGGAAAGACUGCCCUGCACAUGGCAGUCAUGGAUUCCAACACAGCUGCAGCAAAAUUUCUUUUAUCAAAUGGAGCAAACCCAAACGUCGCUGAUGAACAUGGAGUCACUCCACUUCAUGUGGCGGCCAAAUAUGCCAAAGGCAUGGACAUUGUCGAGUUACUCUUGAAUCGUCAUGGCGUUGAUGUCAAUUGCUUCGACAAUUUGGGAUAUAAUGCGCUAGCUUACGCAAAGUACAACGAUCACGGGCUGAGCGAAGCCAUAGGCAAUCUGUUGAGGGCAAAAAUGGACGCGAGCGCAGAAGGAAGCAACUACAAACCGAAGAACAUUGCGGCAUGGGUUGAUUCGGACAUGGAAACGAUUCGCUUCUUGAUAGAAAACGGACAAGAUGUUAGCGCGAUGACAUGGGGAGAAAACGGAGCGAACGCACUUCACCUGGCGGCAGCGUAUGCAAAGACGACGGAUCUCAUCGACAUAAUACUGGUUAGUAGACAAUGCAACAUCAACAGUGUUGACAGCGACGGAAGGACACCUCUCCAUUACGCAAUCAAGAGACCCGACCCUGUUACGAUCAAUGCUCGUCGUCUGAUCAAAAUGGGAGCCGACCCCGGUAUCGCUGAUAAGAAUGGAGUCACACCUCUUCACAUGGCGGCGAGAAAUGCAGAAACGAUGGAUCUCAUUGAAAUCCUCCUCAAUACCGGAACGUUGGACGUGAAUUGUGUCGACAAACAAGGACGGACUCCUCUCGAUUGUGCUAGAGGCAACAAACACGGACUAGGCGAGAAGAUUAUCAAUCGCCUAAGGGAAUAG
Daphnia pulicaria is the source of this 4611-nucleotide messenger RNA. RefSeq names its product serine/threonine-protein phosphatase 6 regulatory ankyrin repeat subunit A-like. NCBI's taxonomy places the organism in Eukaryota, Metazoa, Arthropoda, Branchiopoda, Diplostraca, Daphniidae. The record is from RefSeq and is a predicted model, not a curated record. The transcript has a single exon. The coding region runs from base 1 to 4611 and encodes 1536 amino acids. Gene Ontology annotation, molecular function: protein binding.